AUGAACAACCGGGGUAGAGGGAGACAAGGAGGCUUUGGGAGAUUUUUGGGCCAUGACACUAGGUUCCAAGGUCAUGUCGACCAAGGAAGGGCUCAAGGGUAUGAAGACCGAGGGAGAUGGAAAGACAGUGAUCGGACCUUGAACACAAUCAAGGUCAACCUCCUUACCUUCCAAGGAGGUAGCAACCUGGAAGAGUUCCUAGAGUGGAAGCUCCAAAGUGAGCGCAUCUUCCUCACCAACAAUGUGUUUGAGGCCUCAAAUACAAAGUAUGCCCUCACUCAAUUUGAGGGAUACGCUUCCACAUGGUGGGAAUCUAAGAAGUUACAAAGGGCUCAACAAAACAUCUAUGAUCUUCCAACUUGGAACGACUUGAUUGAGCUCAUGGAAAUAAGGUGGCUUCCAUCCACAUAUCGUCAAGAUGCACUCAAAAGGGUGUAUUUGUUGAAACAAGGGUCAAAAAGCGUGGAAGAGUACUUUGAUGAGUUUGAGGACUUGCGGAUGAAAGCCAAGCUAGAAGAACAAGAGGAGUGCACUAUUAUAAGGUUCGUAGCCUACUUGAACUGUGACAUUGCUAAACCCAUGAGGCUUAAGACUUACAAUAGUCUAGAAGAGGCAUUCCAUGAUGUAUCCAAGGUUGAAGCGGAUCUAAAGGAGGAGAGAUCUUAUAAAGACAAAGAAAGUCAUUUUCAACUUGGAGCAAAGGCAAAAAUAAGUGGAAAACUUCCACUUGGGAAAAGCCCGAGACCAACACUCCAACACCUCAAGCUAAGUUCGACUACAAAGCCAAGAAUGAUGAUAAGGCUAAAGGAGGUAACAAUUCUAAACCCAACUAUAACCGUCCAAUGCUUUAAGUGCCAAGGAAGAGGGUACUAUACAAGUGAGUGUCCCAAUCGGAGGACUAUCACCAUUGUGAGAGAUGGAUACCGGACCGAAGAUGAAGAUGAGGGAGGGAAUGGUAAUAAUGACAAGGGAGAAAAAAGUGAGUAUGAGGGUGAUUUCGAUGAAGAGGUUGAGAUAAGGUAUGAAGAAGCCUUGAAUCAUGCUAUUGUGGCUAGAAAGGCCAUGGGGGCUCUAGCUAGGGAAGAGAGUGACCAAAGGGAGAAUUUGUUCCACGCAAGGUGUAAAAUUGUGGAUAAGGUGUGCUCCUUGAUUAUUGAUGGUGGGAGUUGCACGAAUGCCGUUAGCCAAUUUUUGGUUGAAAGUAUGAAAUUCCCCACCCGCAAGCACACCAAUCCCUAUAUUCUCCAAUGGUUCAAUGAAUGUGGUGAGAUGAGGGUCAACAAGCAAACCAUUAUUAAAUUUAGCAUUGGCAAGUACCAAGAUAAGAUUUUGUGUGAUGUGGUACCUAUGCAAGCUUGCCACCUAUUGCUUGGAAGACCUUGGCAAUUUGAUGUUGAUGCCCAACAUAGUGGGAGAGCUAACAAGUACUCAUUUGUGGUUAAGAGAAAGAAGUACAUUCUUAUCCCACUAAACCCUUACCAAGUGAGUGACGAUUAUAGAGUCAUGAGGGAGCUUCGGGAGACGUAUCAAAAGGAAGAUAAGGAGAAGAAUGAGAGGGAGACUUUGUUGGUCAUAAGUGGAGAGGGGACAUCUCAAGAUAGUUCCAAGAAAUGUUUGUUAGCCAAACCAAGUAAUUGCUUAAAGGGAGUUGAUGAGAGACACUUCAUGGUGUGUCUUGUCAACAAGGACAUUCUCUUAAAUGCUAACCAAGCUACUAGCACUUUUCCUAGUAGUAUGUCUUCUCUUUUGCAAGAAUAUGAAGCAUUGUUCCUGGAAGAAAUGCCCGAUGGCUUACCUCCCUUGAGAGGUAUUGAGCACCAAAUUGAUUUUGUACCGGGUUCUCAAAUCCCGAACAAGCCGGCAUAUAGGAGCAAUCCGGAGAAAACAAAGGAAUUGCAAAGGCAAGUUGAGGAGCUACUCAAGAAGGGUCUAGUCAAAGAGAGUCUUAGUCCUUGUGUCGUACCGGCAAUUCUGGUCCUAAAGAAAGAUGGCACUUGGCGGAUGUACAAAAUCACGGUAAAGUAUCAACAUCCUAUCCCUAGACUUGAUGACAUGUUGGACUAG
Lycium ferocissimum is the source of this 2064-nucleotide messenger RNA. RefSeq lists its product as uncharacterized. The transcript has a single exon. The record is from RefSeq and is a predicted model, not a curated record. Lineage: Eukaryota; Viridiplantae; Streptophyta; Magnoliopsida; Solanales; Solanaceae. Bases 1 to 2064 code for a protein of 687 amino acids.